CCGUUACUGACGCCAGCGAAGACGAAGAGCGCGCGGAGGGAACCGGAAGGACGGAGGCUGACUGAAGGACGGUGCCGUGCCGUGCCGUGCCGUGCUGUGAGUGAGCUAGCUCAGGAAAGAUGCUGUCCAAUAUCUCUAAUGUGGUGAGAGCCGGCGUCCAGAGAAAUGGAGUUGCAGCGGUCAUGUCAGCGCGCACGUAUGCUGACUUCACAGCACAGGCUUCGUUUGAAAUAAAGAAAUGUGACACCCACAAGCUGGACGAGGCCCCGGCCACUGAGGUGGUCAUGACCCGUGAGGAGGGUCUGCAGUACUACCGCACCAUGCAGACCAUGAGGCGUAUGGAGCUGAAGGCAGAUCAGCUGUAUAAGCAGAAGAUCAUUCGAGGAUUCUGCCACUUGUAUGAUGGACAGGAGGCCUGUGCAGUUGGUAUUGAAGCAGCAAUUAAUCUGUCAGACCACCUGAUCACCGCAUACCGCGCUCACGGCUACACUUACACCAGAGGAGGGACCGUGAAGGAGAUCAUGGCUGAGCUCACUGGCAGAAGAGGAGGUAUUGCAAAAGGCAAAGGAGGCUCUAUGCACAUGUACUGUAAGAACUUCUAUGGAGGAAAUGGAAUUGUCGGAGCUCAGGUUCCCCUUGGUGCUGGUGUGGCUCUGGCCUGCAAGUAUAUGGGCAACAAUGAGCUGUGUGUCUCUCUCUAUGGUGACGGUGCUGCCAACCAGGGUCAGAUUUUUGAAACGUACAACAUGGCAGCGCUUUGGAAGCUGCCCGCCAUCUUUGUCUGUGAGAACAACAGGUACGGCAUGGGAACGUCAGUGGAGCGAGCUGCUGCCAGCACCGACUACUACAAGAGAGGAGACUUCAUUCCCGGUUUGCGGGUGGAUGGGAUGGAUGUUCUGUGUGUUCGGGAAGCAACCAGGUUUGCUGCUGAACACUGCCGAUCUGGGAAGGGCCCCAUUCUCAUGGAGCUGCAGACCUACCGCUAUCACGGACACAGUAUGAGUGAUCCUGGCGUCAGCUACCGUACACGUGAAGAGAUCCAGGAGGUCCGUGGUAAGAGUGACCCCAUCUCCUUGCUGAAGGAUCGCAUGCUCAGCAACAACAUGGCCAGCGUGGAGGAGCUCAAGGAGAUUGAUGUGGAAGUUAGGAAAGAAAUCGAAGAUGCUGCUCAGUUCGCCACCACAGAUCCUGAACCCCAACUGGAGGAAUUGUGCAACCACAUCUUUUACAACAAUCCACCCCUGGAGGUGCGCGGCACAAACCCGUGGACCAAGCUGAAGUCCGUUAGCUAAACAUUUUUCAUCCACCCUAUUAUAUAUUAACCCCUUCCUACCCCUACACUUGCAUACACACGUCAAAUGUACCAUCAACUGGUGCCUCAGACUCAAGAAGAAUCAACAAGUAAAUUUAUUUCUGAACAUUUGAACAGCAGGGACCGUAUUCACAAAGGUGUUCUGAGAAUAAAAGUAACACAAUGUACAAGAACACUAAAGCAUAAAAUACUGUAAAGUCUGAUUUGAAAUGUUUGUUACAUCACUCCUGUCGGUGUGUGCAUACAGACACCAGACACACUCCGAAAUAUCAGAGCUUAGGUUACCAUCAUUGAUGUUAGUGGAUUACUUUCUUUAUCUCAUGAAUGAAGUAGGAGGAGGAUAUAGGAGAUAUACAUUAAUACCUGUAUGUUGUUUUAGAUGGAUGUAUUUCAAGCUUAUUGGAUUCUCUUAAUAUAAAGUAUUUAUCUUCAGACGGUUUUGUAAAUCUGGCCCCAAGUGAUGAUAUUUAAGAUUGUAAAUUUGCUCGUUUGAUAAUUGUCUGGUCACUUCUGAGGUCGCUGUUCAUCUCAAAGACUGUCUGACCUCUGCUUUGUACUCUUGAAACUGAAGUGUACAUGGUAAACCAGUCAGUUUGAGUUGAAUAGUUGUUACCUUUUUAUAAAUAUAUUCCCUUGUUACAAAGAUGCCAUCAGAGGCAUUGGGUAAAUACUGUUGGUGCAACAUUAAAUAUAUAAAAGAGAGUAAAGAUACCACGGGAAAGGUAUCCUGCCAAACCAAACA
Molecule: messenger RNA, 2054 nt
Organism: Larimichthys crocea (large yellow croaker)
Lineage: Eukaryota; Metazoa; Chordata; Actinopteri; Sciaenidae
Gene: pdha1a
Product: pyruvate dehydrogenase E1 subunit alpha 1a
Exons: 11
Coding region: 120-1292 (390 amino acids)
Biological process (GO): pyruvate decarboxylation to acetyl-CoA
Cellular component (GO): intracellular membrane-bounded organelle
Molecular function (GO): pyruvate dehydrogenase (acetyl-transferring) activity
Source: RefSeq, a predicted model, not a curated record